This is a messenger RNA of Colletotrichum phormii, 703 nucleotides long. RefSeq lists its product as uncharacterized. The transcript is spliced from 3 exons. Bases 114 to 653 code for a protein of 179 amino acids. The record is from RefSeq and is a predicted model, not a curated record. Lineage: Eukaryota; Fungi; Ascomycota; Sordariomycetes; Glomerellales; Glomerellaceae.
CGACCUAUACAUAAAUUCCAACCGUACAUCAGCCUCUAUGCAUUACAGCCCAGUCAACUCACGUCACACUGUCCGCUGUGACAAGCCGGUGACAGCUGCGCAUAACAUGCACGAUGCCCGCCAGCCCGGUCAAAAUUGACAAACCUGAGCUUACAAACACGCACCGCCCAAACCGCCCACCCAGUUCCAAAAAUGUUUCUGCGUACGGACCUUGCCGCAGACGCCGGGCGAAUAUUUCUAGAGUACUCUGCAGACCAACGCUCGCAGCAUUCUCUUUACGGUUCUGUAGCACAGCGCUAAUGCUGCAAGCAAUGCUGGAUGAGGAACUCCCGCAAAUCCAAAUCCAAAUGUCAAUGGGUAAUAUAUCACCCGGUUUCAGGCGGGAGAAAGACAAUGGUAGCAACAGUCUAUCGUUGUUCAAAGGACGAAAUUCCCACAAGGGUGUACCAACGUUUUGUUUUGCAUCCGCCUCGUCUCACAUUCACCUCUCCCUCGAAAUCCCCAUAAGGCGGAUUACGUCGAGAACAAGAUCCGACGGCCCGUUUCUGUUGUCCGUGCAAACCAAACAAUGGGUUUCCAGAACCCUGGAAUGGGGUGAUGGAAGACACGCACAAACCGUCUAUUUCAGACUCGCAGCCAGACUUUGGAUGUAAUUUGAACUUGUGGUUUGAUUCCUAGUGAUUUCUAAAAUCUACUAAUCCCU